UAUAUGUGAUUUCAAAACAUAGAUCUUAAAACUAACCAUGAUUCGUAAAAGAUGCAUGUCUGGUCUUGCAAAUAUGCGUGAUAUUUUGAGGACCCAGCUCUCUGCAAUACAGGAAGCAGGUACUUGGAAAACUGAAAACGUAAUUACUUCACCACAGUCUAAUGUGAUAACAGUUGAAGGAAGUGAUAAUAAACUGCUGAAUUUUUGUGCUAACAACUACCUUGGAUUGUCGUCUCAUCCCGAAGUCAUCAAUGCAGCUAGAAAAGCAUUAGAUACACAUGGUGCUGGCUUAAGUUCUGUCCGAUUCAUAUGUGGAACACAGGAUAUCCAUAAAGAUUUGGAAAAAAGUAUUUCUCACUUUCACAAUCGUGAAGAUACAAUUUUGUAUAUCAGUUGUUUUGAUGCAAAUGCAGGUUUGUUUGAAAGUUUACUCACACCAGAAGAUGCAAUCAUAAGUGAUGAAUUAAAUCAUGCUUCCAUCAUUGAUGGCAUCAGAUUGUGCAAAGCGAAGAAGUAUAGAUACAAACACAGAGAUAUGCAAGCAUUAGAGAAACAACUAAUUGAUGCACGUGAAUCUGGUGCAAGAAUGAUAUUGAUUGCUACUGAUGGUGUGUUCAGUAUGGAUGGAACUGUGUCUCCAUUGGAAGAAAUCUGUGAUUUAGCGGACCGAUAUGAAGCACUUACCUUUGUCGAUGAAUGCCAUGCAACAGGUUUUGUUGGUAAAACUGGAAGAGGUACUGAAGAAUUUUUGGAUGUUGCUGGAAGAGUUGACAUUAUUAACUCUACACUUGGGAAAGCUCUAGGAGGCGCAGCAGGUGGAUACACUACUGGUCCGAAAGAAUUAAUUUCAUUAUUACGCCAAAGAUCUCGUCCAUACUUGUUCUCCAAUACAAUGCCCCCACCUGUCGUCGCAAGCGCGAAAAAGGUGUUUGAUAUUUUACUGCAAGGAACAGACUUAACAGAAAAGGUUGUUGAAAAUACAAAACUCUUCCGAAGUAGAAUGAAGCAAGCAGGUUUUAACGUCAUUGGUGAUGAUCAUCCAAUCUGUCCAGUAAUGAUGCCAGAUGAGAGGACAGCCGUCAAUUUCGCAGACGCCAUGUUAAAACGAAAUAUCUUUGUGAUUGGUUUUACAUUUCCGGUGGUACCUCGAGGUAAAGCUCGAAUUCGAGUUCAGUUAUCUGCUGUGCACUCCACCGCAGACGUGAACGACUGUGUUGAUGCGUUCAUUGAUGUGGGAAAGUCAUUAAAUGUUCUGUCGUGAAAUUAAGGACUUGUUCUGUUGUCUUGUGGAUGGAGUUUUUGUCGUCAUUUUUUAAAUUUUUGUUAGUUUUUUAGACGGAUGCACAAAACGGACUCUCAAUUACAUUUAAAACCUUUUUACAGUGAACAUUUUCAGGACUUUAAAGAGGCUUUUGUUAUUCAGAGGUGUCCGCUACAUAAAAAUUCUUCGUCAAUAGGCUUAUGUAGCCUUAAGAGCAAGCACUAACCAACAGUCAGAAUGAAAAUAUAAAAUUUGAAGUACCUAAGACAAGAAUCUAGGUAACUCAGCAAUUUUGAAGCUGAAUAUGGAAAAAAAUUGCUUAUAAAAAAAAUAUGGAUGAAAAUAAAUGACCCAGAGGUUUUCAAAAAACUAAAAUUUUGCUUUGUUUUAGCGAGGACAAUUUAACAUUUAGAAUUUGUCUAGAAUUUGUAAAUCGAAUAAUACAAAUUCCUCACAAGAAUUCUGUCAUUAGAUUAACUAUUGCGCAUGUAUAAGACAUGGUCAGUUCUAUGGGGUGGGGUGGGGAUGUCGUAAAUUGUGUAAAUUGAAUAAUGCCGAAUAAUCCCAUAGAGGUUUUAUUAUUACAGUAUCCGUUGCAGAAAAGUGUCUCCUUUUCUUGUUAUAAGCGUAGGCAAAUAUAUAACACUCAGCUAAUAUUUAGCCCCAAAGGAAUCCUUUUAACCAUAUACAAGCUAAACAUAUUGCUUAACCUUAGUGAAUCCUUUUGAUGUGCUUCUUCUCUUAUAAAUUAAAAAAUAGUUUUUAAAUUGUUUCUCUAUUAACCCUUUUUGUACCAGAAAGUCGUGCAUUUUGAAAAAAAAAAUCACCCUGUUUGCGCAGGGACAUCCCGUGA
Messenger RNA from Hydractinia symbiolongicarpus, 2114 nucleotides. Its product is annotated as 2-amino-3-ketobutyrate coenzyme A ligase, mitochondrial-like. Gene Ontology annotation, molecular function: glycine C-acetyltransferase activity; pyridoxal phosphate binding. Gene Ontology annotation, biological process: biosynthetic process; L-threonine catabolic process. The transcript is spliced from 11 exons. Lineage: Eukaryota; Metazoa; Cnidaria; Hydrozoa; Anthoathecata; Hydractiniidae. The record is from RefSeq and is a predicted model, not a curated record. The coding region runs from base 38 to 1261 and encodes 407 amino acids.